Molecule: messenger RNA, 204 nt
Organism: Dentiscutata erythropus
Lineage: Eukaryota; Fungi; Glomeromycota; Glomeromycetes; Diversisporales; Gigasporaceae
Source: the annotation of a GenBank genome assembly
AUGCAACUUAGUAUUCGGAUUUCAAGCGAAAACGAAAGCCAUUAUCGACAAUCAAAUACUGUCGAUUUAAAACAUAACAGCAUAAAUACAUGCAGUUCAAAUUGCCAUAGUUUAAAUAGUCUUGAAAUAGAUAGUCUACAUUCACAGCCAGGAUCUGAUAAACAUAGUAGCACUGAUCCUAGCGAUACUACCAUUCAUAAUCUU